Molecule: messenger RNA, 2417 nt
Organism: Phymastichus coffea
Lineage: Eukaryota; Metazoa; Arthropoda; Insecta; Hymenoptera; Eulophidae
Product: sialin-like
Exons: 7
Coding region: 397-1803 (468 amino acids)
Biological process (GO): monoatomic anion transport; transmembrane transport
Cellular component (GO): plasma membrane
Molecular function (GO): transmembrane transporter activity
Source: RefSeq, a predicted model, not a curated record
AAAUUCCAUAACGCUACACUCUAAUCGCGCGACGUUGUUGAUCCAACUGUAUUUACCAUGCAGAUUAAUUUGCUCAUGAUCAACUCUUGCUGAGCUUUAACAUGCGACUUACGAUAAGCCGCCCGGAAUAUUUUCAUUUCUCCUCACGUUGAUUUCGAGCAGUCGCGCGAUUUUCGUUGUUGCGUGUGCUAUUUCUCAGGACAUUCGUGCAAAAAAUUGCCCAACAAUUGAACGUACUGCGAUUGGUUACCUGGAAAAUAUUGACUGAUAUGUAACUUCUGGCUGCAGACUAGGCGGAGAGUAUCAGUUAGCAAUUAGAUUUCGAGGAAAAUUUGUGUUUGAACGAGUAAACUAAUGUCAAAUGAAAUUCAAUAGUAUAUUUAAAUAAGAAACAAAAUGCAGACAGCUACGUGGAUGUUUUGGAAUACAAGGAGAUACAUGGUGUCCUUUUUAGCAUUUUUUGGUUUUCUCAUGAUAUAUGUACUUCGUGUAAAUUUGAGUAUUGCUAUUGUGAAAAUGACCGAAAAACAGACUGUUACUGAUGUAUAUGGAAAUAUCACUUACAUCCGAGAAUUUGAUUGGGACACCCGCUUACAAGGCUACGUGUUGAGCUCAUUUUUCUACGGCUACAUAGCGACACCAUUGGUCGGCGGUUGGCUUGCCGCCCGUAUCGGUGGCAAACGAGUGUUUGGCCUGGGUAUCGCUGUCACCGCGCUCUUCACAUGUAUCACUCCACCGGCGACGCGGCUCAGCAUUCACUUGCUUCUCGUUAUCAGGGUGAUCGAAGGACUAUUCGAGGGAGUGACCUAUCCAGCCAUAAAUGCAAUAAUGGCCAAUUGGGCGCCACCCCUUGAGCGUUCACGACUGACUACCUUGGCGUACGCUGGUAGUUUCGUCGGUACAGUAUUGGCUAUGCCAAUCUGUAGUAUAAUGGCCGAGCGACUUGGUUGGUCGAGUCUUUUUUACGUGUUCGGCGUAAUGGGUCUAAUUUGGUAUGUCUGUUGGUGUUAUGUGGUAAGUGAUCGUCCCGAGGAUGACAAUAGUAUCAGCGAUGCUGAGUUGAAAUACAUCAAAGAUAGUCUUGGUUCUGUAGACGACAACAAAAUUUCACAUCCGUGGAAAGCGAUGUUAUCGUCGCCGGCUGUCUGGGCAAUCAUAACUGCUCAUUGCAGUGAGAACUGGGGCUUCUAUACAAUGAUAACUCAGUUGCCCACAUUCAUGAAUGACGCACUGGACUUCGAUCUCGAGAAAGCUGGCUUUUUGUCGGCACUGCCCUACUUCGCGAUGGCAACGAUGCUUGUGAUAUCCGGUCAGUUAGCCGACUGCCUGCGCGCGCGCGAAAUUCUCGGCACAACCCAAGUGCGCAAGAGCUUCACGUGUUUGGCAUUCGUGUGCCAAGCGAUUUUCAUGACGUGCACGGCUUGCGUCCUAAAAGCCGAGGUGGCGGUCAGCUGUAUCACGUUGGCCAUUGGACUCGGCGGCUUCGCGUGGUCCGGUUUCUGUGUCAACUACCUCGACAUUGCGCCGAGACACGCAAGCGUUCUAUUUGGCAUUGGAAAUACCGUGGCCACUCUACCCGGCAUCAUCAGUCCCGUACUCACUGGGCAUCUUGUCAGAGAUAAGACGGCCGACGAGUGGCGAAUUGUCUUCCUUAUAGCCAGCGGCUUUUACAUCGUCGGUGCAAUCGUCUACGGUCUUCUUGCGUCAGGUGAGCAGCAGCACUGGGCGACGAAAGUUUCGUGCUCCAACAACAAAGCUCAUGAUUCACGCGAUAACGCACCUACUGACGUUGAAACACGAUGACUUGCAACAUUUGAGAAAUUAUUAUUGUCGCGAUAUAAAGUGAAUUAAACUUCGCUACUGAAAAGAUCGUGAAUAAUAUUCCUUUAGAUGAAUAGUAGCUUUUAAAGAAAUACAAAGUGCUACAAUAUGAUCCAAUAUGUAAAUUUAAUUAAAUUUUGAAACCAAUUAUAGUCACAUUAUUAUCAAAUGUAUGUAAUUAAGUAUGAGCAAUUCAUGUAAAACUAUUUUAUAUAUUAUGUAUAUUAACGGAAAAUAUUUUACGCGUACAUAGACGUCGCUAAUACCUGACAAGGGAAUGUGAUAAUAAAUAGAUGAGAAAACAAUUUUUUUUUUAAAUGAAGGAUAUUCCUUUCUUAAAAUAAUAAAAUAUAUUUUUAAAUUAAAAAUAUUUUAUUUAAACAUACUGCAAUUUAAAAAAAGUUUUUGUAGUGUUCAGAUAAGAAUAAAUUAGAUAAUGGGUAAAGUCAUAUUUCGAGAGUGCUUGAAAUAUAUCAGUGCAUUGGUAAAGAAAUAGUAAUAACGUACAGGUAUGUUUUGAGAUAUAUAUAAAGUAAGGCAAUGUGUAUAUGAACACAACGAAUUGAAUAAAUCAUCAAUUUAUCCCAAUCGUUAUU